AUGAGGCUGCACCAUUCCAGGCCAUUCCUGACGGGCUCACUCCUUCACAAGCCGAUAAUCCAACCGACCAACAACAACAACAACACCCUGAUCAUCAGAUUCAGCCGGUUCUCAUGCUCACCCAGCCGGACCAGCCGGGCGGCGGCCGACGGGAGCCAGGGGUCGAGCAGCGGAUUCAGGGAGCCGCUGGACACAUCCAACUGGAAGCCACGCGUCAAUCGGCGAUGGACUCCCAUGACCAUCGUCCUCGUCUCCGUCCCCAUCCUCACCUUCGCCUUGGGUACUUGGCAGGUCCAGCGACUCGGUUGGAAGAAGGAGUUGAUCAAGGACUUGGAGAAUAAGAUGGCCCUCGAACCGAUCAGCUUGCCCAAACACAUCAAUCCGAAAGUGAUUCCUGAAUUCGAGUAUCGCAAGGUCAAGCUUACCGGCAGAUUCGAUCACUCUAAGGAGAUCUUCAUCGAGUCUCGAACUCGUGAAGGCGAACUAGGCUAUCAUCUUAUCACCCCUUUCCAUCCUCAUAACGGCGGCCAACCCAUCCUCGUCAAUCGCGGAUUCAUCAAACGCCAGCUCAAGGACCCUCGAUCUAGACCUCUCAGUCAUGAGUCUAAAGAUGUUGUUGAGGUGAUAGGUAUGCUACGUAAACAAGAGAGCAAAUCGUUCUUUCAACCUAAUAAUUCGAAGGAUUCAAACCAAUGGUACUUUGUUGAUAUCCAAGAAAUUGCUGAGCAUUUGGAGACUGCGCCGAUCCUUGUUGAUGCCAUCACUUGUACGUCUUCCACGUUCUCUUCUUCUUCUCUCUGUCUUUCCACAAAACUUUUUCUAAAAAGCUAA
Messenger RNA from Puccinia graminis f. sp. tritici CRL 75-36-700-3, 831 nucleotides. RefSeq lists its product as uncharacterized. Gene Ontology annotation, cellular component: membrane; mitochondrion. Bases 1 to 831 code for a protein of 276 amino acids. Gene Ontology annotation, biological process: mitochondrial respiratory chain complex IV assembly. Lineage: Eukaryota; Fungi; Basidiomycota; Pucciniomycetes; Pucciniales; Pucciniaceae. The transcript is spliced from 3 exons. The record is from RefSeq and is a predicted model, not a curated record.